This is a messenger RNA of Hibiscus syriacus, 411 nucleotides long. RefSeq lists its product as uncharacterized. The transcript has 2 exons. The record is from RefSeq and is a predicted model, not a curated record. NCBI's taxonomy places the organism in Eukaryota, Viridiplantae, Streptophyta, Magnoliopsida, Malvales, Malvaceae. Bases 1 to 411 code for a protein of 136 amino acids.
AUGAACAAGGCUUUAUUCACUUCUACUCCUAUGGUAGCUUCCUCAAAGUUGAACAAGGAUGAAGGUGUGAAUAAUGUGGCUCAGUAUAUGUAUGCCCCAAGAGAACAACAUUUGCUUAUUGGUAAACGUAUUCUACAUUAUCUAGCUGGGACGUUGAACUAUGGUCUUGGCUUUAUGCCAGACAAAUUACAUUUAUCAGCCUUCUCGGAUGGUGAUAGGGGUGGUUUUGCUGAUGACAGACGAUUAAUUUAUGGUCACUGUGUGUUUGUUGGAGAAAGUCUGGUUUCAUGGAGUGCAAAAAAAAAGGUGGUGUCACGGUUAACCAUGGAAGCUGAAUAUAGAAGCCUCGUAGAUGCAACAGCAAAGGUGGCAUGGGUUGAUGCCUUGCUCAUUGAUUUGAAGGUGCCAUAG